AUGACAGCGAAAUACGGAGCGCAAUUACCACAGCUCGGUUCGACGAAGCUCUUCCUCACCGAAGGUGGGAUCGAGACUACACUUGUCUUCAAGAAGGGCGUCGAUCUCCCAGACUUCUCCGCUCUUAUCCUCCUCGACACAGUUGGCGGCAAAGAAUCCCUCCGAGAGUGUUACGCGCCCUAUAUCGAGAUCGCGGCGCGGCUAAAAACUGGCAUUGUUCUAGAAACACCAACAUGGCGAGGAUCUAGUGCCUGGGCGGAAGCGUUGGCGAUCAACGACGCCGAUAUAUCGCGGUUGAACAGGGAAGCCGUAAAGUUUCUGCAGGAGUUACGCGACAAGUACGAAUCUCCCACAACGCCUGUCGUGAUCAGCGGGAACCUAGGACCUCUGUGCGACGCAUGCAAGAGCUCGGCUGGACUGAGUAUCGAUUCCGCACGCGCAUGCUACCGCACCCAAGUAGAGGCGCUAUGCGAAGCCGGAGUGGACAUGCUUAGCACAUUGACCUUGAACAACACGACAGAGGCGAUCGCGGCAGCACAACUUGCGAAGGAGAAAUACAUGCCGAUAAUGGUCUCUUUCUGCGUCGAAACAAACGGGCUGCUGCUGGAGGGCAAGUCUUUGGCCGGUGCUGUCACGCAGGUUGAUAAGGCUACCGGUCAAGAUGUGGUGUACUAUGGCAUCAACUGUGCUCAUCCAUUCCAUUUUGAGCGAGUCUUGCGUGAAAUGGAUCAGACUGUCCGCCAGAGACUUGGAGACAUCAGAGCGAAUGCUAGUGUCAAGAGCCACGAUGAGCUCGACAACAGUGAUAUACUGGAUAGAGGGGAUCCGGAAGGCUUGUCGAUCUCAUAUGAACUAUUGAAAGCGUUGCUUCCCGCCUUGAAGGUGGUUGGGGGAUGCUGCGGCACAGAUGAAGAGCAUGCUGCACGAAUUGGCUUGAAACUGAUUGGCUAA
This is a messenger RNA of Coniosporium apollinis CBS 100218, 951 nucleotides long. RefSeq lists its product as uncharacterized. The record is from RefSeq and is a predicted model, not a curated record. The transcript has a single exon. Lineage: Eukaryota; Fungi; Ascomycota; Dothideomycetes. Bases 1 to 951 code for a protein of 316 amino acids.